AAGGGGGCGGGACUUCCGUUGUCAAGGCAAAUGUCCGGAGCUGGCUGUGCGUGUGCUGGGUAGAGAGGAGGAGGUGGUCGGUGGAUGAGCCCGUGUACCCCGCACAGAUCAUAGUCUUGUACCAGAAGACUGACAUCCCUGAUGGGCCAGGAGUGGAUCUCUGCCUAAAUACAAUUUUCCUUUAUUGUGCUGAGAACCAAAAAGUGAGGCGUGAUGCCGACGGAAAGUGGAAGCUGGUCGGCCGCGCGCCAGACAAAACAGAAACGCAAGUCUAACAGUCUGACGUUAAAACGGACGAACAGCUCAGAGCAGGAUCGGCCCGGUCUGCAGAGAGACUUGCUGGAGGGACAGGAUUCCAAGCUGCCAUCUUCUGUGCGCAAUACACUCAUGGAUCUUUUUGGACAAAUAGAAAGGGAAUUUGAGAACCUUUAUAUUGAGAACUUGGAAUUGCGACGUGAAAUAGACACGUUGAAUGAACGCCUGGUAGUAGAAGGACAGACGAUCGAUGGAGCUGAAUUAAAUAAAGGUCAAAUGAAAACAAAAGCUAGCCACAGUACCAGCCAAUUGUCACAAAAGCUGAAGACCACUUACAAAGCAUCUACUAGCAAGCGCUUACAUUAUUUCUCAGACAAGGCACAUCGAUCUCGCAUCUCCAGAGGGCGGAGCUGGGAAAUAUGGGGUGGAGACUCCUGGAUUGUUUCCAGUUUCAAGACUACAACCUCUCGGGCGAUCUGCCAGUUGGUGAAGGAGUAUGUUGGACAUAGAGAUGGGCUUUGGGAUGUCGGUGUUACACGAACACAGCCGGUGGUUCUAGGCACAGCUUCUGCUGAUCACACAGCAUUACUUUGGAGUAUUGAAACAGGAAAAUGCCUUACCAAGUAUGUCGGCCAUGCUGGAUCAGUAAACUCAAUAAAAUUUCAUCCCACUGAUCAAAUUGCAUUAACAGCAUCUGGGGACCAGACGGCUCACAUCUGGCGCUACGUGGUACAGUUACCCACUCCACAGCCAACGGCAGACACCAGUAUUUCUGGAGAAGAAGAGGUGGAAUUUUCAGAUAAAGAUGAGCUUGACCAGGAUGGAGAUAUUUCCAAUGAUUGUCCCACUGUUCGAGUCCCAAUCACAUCGCUGAAAAGCCACCAGGGAGUGGUCAUAGCAGCAGAUUGGCUGGUUGGCGGCAAGCAGGCAGUCACUGCGUCUUGGGAUAGAACAGCCAAUUUGUAUGAUGUAGAGACAUCCGAGCUUGUCCAUUCUCUUACAGGUCACGACCAGGAAUUAACCCAUUGCUGUACUCAUCCCACACAACGCUUAGUGGUGACAUCUUCCCGAGACACAACCUUUCGCCUGUGGGAUUUUCGAGACCCAUCAAUACAUUCUGUGAAUGUUUUCCAGGGUCACACUGACACUGUGACCUCUGCUGUGUUCACCGUGGGGGACAAUGUGGUGUCAGGAAGUGAUGACCGUACAGUAAAAGUCUGGGAUUUAAAGAACAUGAGAUCACCCAUUGCUACUAUUCGUACAGACUCAGCAGUAAACAGGAUUAACGUGUCUGUUGGGCAGAGGAUCAUCGCUCUUCCACAUGACAACAGACAGGUCCGGUUAUUUGACAUGUCCGGAGUUCGAUUAGCACGACUUCCUCGUAGCAACAGACAGGGCCACCGCAGAAUGGUGUGCUGCACUGUCUGGAGCGAAGAUCACCCGACUUGCAACCUCUUUUCUUGCGGCUUUGAUCGCCAGGCCAUAGGCUGGAACAUCAACAUCCCGGCCCUGCUGCAAGAGAAAUAAUCCUGAGAUGGCACACACUUGUGGAUUCUGUGUUUUUACCAUGGACACUAUUCUUUGUCGCAGGCACUUAUUAGCCUGCCAUCAUUGUGAGGUCCCAGACAUGAGUGCUUUGUAAAUGUGUCCUUGUCCCCCUCUACAUGGCAUAUCCAGGAGGGGGGGAAUCAGUGACAACAGGCUCUUUCUCAGAUAGUUUUAUCCAUGACGUGCAUUUUAUCUGAGAUAUCAUCCAUUAAACAGUGGCUUUGCGCAGGGCGCCUCCUAGUGCUCUGCGUCUGUCAUUACCCAGCAUAGAUGAGCAUUAGGGCAUUACAUUUCUGUGAAAUAAAUGUGAACUUUAUGUCAUUGUUGUGAAGGAUGUAAUAGUUGCAUUUAUACAUGGGCGUAUCUGCCUCCUGUAAGGCAAAAAAUACUAUAAAAGACAAAAAAGUAAAUUAUAAACUGUUACAGAAAUAAACUAUGAAAUAGAGUGUAUAUUUCACUCGCUGCUUAGUUCAGCAUUAAAUAAUGAACCCAUCACGACGCGUUCAUUGGUUCCGGUGUUAUUUUUAUUUGUUUGGCUCAAGCUUUAGCAUUUUAUUGUUUUUUUAAAUAUGUCUAUUUUUUAUUCAUGGAACUGCUGUAUGAUUACAAGACGUAAAGCAUUUAACUAGUGAUAGUUUUUUUUGUUUUUUUUUUAGGAUGUUUCAAGAUAGUAUUAUUCUAAAGACUGUGCUCCUAGUUUAGAGCUGACUUUAAAGGACUUUGUUCCCAGCUGUAAAAUUUGCUUCUGGUUUUGUUGUUUCUUGAAAUGGGAAAGUUAUUUCAUGAUAACUAUUUGCAAGGUGCCAGUGGCAGAAAUUCAUGCAUCUCUUUCAAAAUGGAAAAAAAAAGAAUAUAUAUAUUCUAAAUAUUUUUGUUGUUUUGGAACUACAGUGACCAGCAUGGAAUGGGCUCUACAUUUCAUAAAGCAUCUUUGUACCUUCUUAGGGAAAACGUGUUCUUUGUUUAUGCAAGGAAACGCAUACAGUUCACUAUGUAGCCCAUCUCCCCUUGGUUCCCUCACCAUUCCAUUUUAAUUCAUGAUAUGGAGGAGCAUGUUACUAAACUUCUGCAGCUACUCUAGUACUUCUCACGCAGCCACUCUGUUCAGCUACCUGGAGUGAAGUAAAUACACUGCUUAGUGAUUCAUCCAAUGCUGUCAAAUGGAUACGGGAAUACAGUCAGUCCUGGCUAUGCUCCAGCUAGACACAUGGGUGCUCAACCUGUGGCCCUUCAGUUGUUGCAGAACUUCAAGUCCCAUCAUGUCUCUGCCUUUGAUAGUCAUGCUUAUAACUGUCAGUGGCUACCAGUGUAUCAUGGGACUUGUAGUUCCCCAAUAGCUGGAGGACCACAGAUUGAGCACCCACAAACUAGAGCUUACACAGGGCUCUCAUUGACUUAAUAUAGCCAUCUGGUGAUAUUGGGUUAAUAAUCUCAUGAGUAUUCCUGCCUCUUUUUGUAUACGCUGACUGCCCCAGAUCGCAUCAGAGCUGGCUAGCUCUGAUGGCUUUCUUUCAGGUUUGGCUAAACACAGCUUCGGACUGAACCCAAGUUUAUCAUUAUUCCUGAUGACUAAUCAGAGUGGCAGAGACACAAGAAACAAUAAAAAAGAACCAGUUGUUGUGUCCUGCAUUAUCAAAGCACAAGUUCACUUUAAUUACUUUUUGCAUCUAAGCUGAUUUGCCCAAGCCUUUAAUGGCUCAUGUAUACACAGACUAGGUUGACUGCCGGCCACAGGAAAACACAAUACACUGCAAAAAUCACACCUUGAUUUUGCAGGAGGCGGUCAAAAUGUUCCUAUCCUGAAAGCAAUUCUUCCACAUUCAGGAGAGGGAGGUUAAAGAAGGUUGAACCUCCCCUAACUGCAGCAGCUUCUACACUCUUGUAAAAGCCUAUGUGCAAAAAAAAACACCAAAAGCUCCUAAACUCAAGUUUAGAAAGCUGUUAGUUUUACAUGAGCCCUAGUAGUCAUAAGUCAAAUAAAAAUUAAGCCGGCCAUAGACGAUACGGGUUUCAUCGCUAGAAAUUUGGUAAAUUCCCCCAUCUACACAGUCAAUGAUGGAGGAAUGCCUACCACAGAGCUAUUCUGUUCUUACGACAAGGGAGGGAGGUACGGGGAACCAUCCCUACCUGGAGAACACAGUGAUUAUUGCUAGAGCCUAUAGCCGAUGGCAAUAAUUGCAUCCUAAAAGUCUGACAUGCUGGUUGUACCCAAGUCAUUAAAUGGAUUGACUUGAGUACAAUCAGCCUGUCCAUACAUGGUUCAAAUCUCAGCCAGUCCCUUCUGAACUGUCCGAUAUUUGAACUGUCUAUGGCUGGCUUAAGCCCCUGUAGCCACAGCUACUUCUUAGUAAGUCAUAUCUGAACAGGUCUAACCCAAGGUUCCUAUGAUGAAACAAAAGCUUUCCCUAUUCUGCUACAUGUAAGCUGUGCUUAUAUAGGGGGUGGACAUAGGCACAUUUUCAGGGAGAAAGGAAGAUCGUUGAAAGAAAGAUGUGUGUUGGCCUUACUCCCAUCCUAUUGGGAUGUUGCCUGGCCAAAUUAAAGGAAACCUGCAGUAAGAGCAUGAUGGAGGCUGCUAUUGAUGACCUCUCAUUAAAGUGUUAGUUGCCUGGCUGUCCCUUUAGCUUGAAUGAUGACCUGGAACAAGUAUGUGGAUUAUGAGUUUUUGCUGUUUGAUUUUCCUGAUCAGCGUACUUGUAUUGAGGCGGAAAUCCAUACAGCCAGGUUACUAGCAUUUCAGGAGAGGAUCCGCAACAUUGGCUCCCGUAAUCUUUGUCAAUCUGCUUUUCCAGUAGACCCGAGUUCAUUUAAAUAUGAAUCAGACCCCUGCUAUUGUAAUGGGAAUGCUGGAUCCUGUAGUUCCACAGCAAUUGGAGGGCCACAGCCCAGCCAAACCAUAAUAUCCUGUGAGCCUGUGCUUGUGACAAUUGAAAUCGGGCACACAAUGUGAGUUUCCAUCACAGGAAUAUUAAAGUAAAUUUAAAGCACUUUAGCUCCAAGAUGCCGUUCUGAACAAUUUGUAACACUUUCAAAUAGCAUUGGCAGUGUAUGUGAGAUGACCUUCUUAGGAAUGACUUUGACAACUUUGAGAACCAUUUCCAAAAAUAAAAAAGCUGCAAUUUCAAAGGGUUUUUUUCUUUUCAAACGAUAAUGUUUCAUACCCAUUGCAGAUUAUUUUUCUAUUUACAUUUCAAUGCUGGGUUGUUAAGUCGUGUUAUAAAAUGUUGUUGUUGACUUGGUUGCUCUUGGAAAUAUGUGAAUCUAUGAUUAAUAAGCAAAUAGAUGCUACAGAUUCUCCACUUUGAGAUGAUAAUUGUCUAUAUCUCAACUGCCUUUUGUAUUAUUUACACAUGAAUAAAGAUACAAUCACACUC
This is a messenger RNA of Rana temporaria (common frog), 5177 nucleotides long. It is a transcript of the gene WDR37, whose product is annotated as WD repeat domain 37. Gene Ontology annotation, cellular component: preribosome, large subunit precursor. The record is from RefSeq and is a predicted model, not a curated record. Gene Ontology annotation, molecular function: protein binding. The transcript is spliced from 16 exons. Lineage: Eukaryota; Metazoa; Chordata; Amphibia; Anura; Ranidae. The coding region runs from base 214 to 1782 and encodes 522 amino acids.